AUGGACCCUCCCAACUGGCUGGAGCGGAUCCUGACCAAGCCGGCCGAGUUGAUUCUGGAUCCUGCCUGCAGCCCCAGGCCGGCUGCGCUGACCCCGGGUUCUGCAUGCCGUCCAGAGAUGACCCCCCUUCCCGGCUUGACUGAGCUGACCUUGGACCCCACACACCAGCCAGAGGAGAGCUCAGCCCCCAGCCUGGCUGAGCUGACCCUGGAGCCCGUGCACUGCCGGCCCGAGCUCCUGGACGCCUGCGCCGACCUCAUCAACGAGCAGUGGCCGCGCAGCCGCGCCUCCCGCCUGCACUCCCUGGGCCAGUCCUCCGACAGCUUCCCCCUCUGCCUGAUGCUGCUGAGCCCCCCCCCCACGCCCGGCAACGCCCCCAUCGUGGUGGGGCAUGCCCGCCUGUCACGGGUGCUAGACCGGCCCCAGAGCCUCCUAGUGGAGACCGUGGUGGUGGCCCGGGCCCUGAGGGGCCGUGGCUUCGGCCGCCGCCUCAUGGAGGGCCUCGAGGUCUUUGCUCAGGCCCGGGGCUUCCACCGGCUGCACCUCACCACCCACGACCAGCUGCCCUUCUACGCCCACCUGGGCUACCAGCUGGGGGAGCCGGUGCAGGGCCUGGUCUUCACCAGCCGACGGCUGCCCGCCGCUCUGCUCCGUGCCUUCCCCGGGGCCCCGUGCCCCCGGCCACCCUGCAAGGCCCCUAGUCUGGCUGCCCACGCUGCCCCCAAAGCCUCCAAAGGGCCGUCAUUGCCGCCACCCCCUCCCCUGCCUGAGUGCCUGGCCACCUCACCGCCCCCUCCAGCAGGGGCCUCUCCACACAGCCUGCUGGAGGCAGGGUACCGUGACCUGAGAGGGGGCCCCAUCUUUUGGAUGGAGAAGGACAUCUGAGGGGCACCUAGGACAAGGCACCAUCUUUCUGGUUCAGUGGACUCCCCAGGACAGUCCCAGCCUCCGCCCCUGGCCCCGGGGACCGCUGAGAGCCGGGGGGGCCAGGACAUGGCUCCCUGGCUGGGGCUCCGAGCUGUCAGUGUGGCUGAAUAAAGGCUUC
This is a messenger RNA of Eptesicus fuscus (big brown bat), 1045 nucleotides long. It is a transcript of the gene NAA80, whose product is annotated as N-alpha-acetyltransferase 80, NatH catalytic subunit. Gene Ontology annotation, biological process: protein acetylation. NCBI's taxonomy places the organism in Eukaryota, Metazoa, Chordata, Mammalia, Chiroptera, Vespertilionidae. Gene Ontology annotation, molecular function: N-acetyltransferase activity; acetyl-CoA binding. The record is from RefSeq and is a predicted model, not a curated record. Gene Ontology annotation, cellular component: cytoplasm.